AUGUCCGAAACACCGUCCGGAAGCGGCUCCUUGGAAGACCGCAUCUCCAAGCCAGAGUCUACCUCAUGGGCAGAUGAAGUUGCCUCUCCUGCAACCGAGAAUCCACCCCCAGUCGCAAACAUGGCAGAGAAAGAGCCGGAGUCAGUACCGCAGAACAACGGACAAGUCGACGGAGCUACAGAGCCUUUCGGCGGAUCGCAGCUGGAGGAGCCCGACUUCGAAGUAGAGGUCAAAUUGGCAGACAUGCAGGCCGACCCUAAUAACCCCCUCUACUCGGCCACUUCGUUUGAGCAACUUGGGCUCAACGAAAACAUCCUCAAAGGCGUUGUGAGCAUGAACUUUCGAAAACCAUCAAAAGUCCAAGAGAAGACUCUUCCUCUCCUCCUGAUGAAUCCUCCUCAGAAUUUGAUCGGUCAAUCUCAGUCUGGUACUGGCAAGACCGCCGCUUUCGUGUUGAAUAUCCUACAUCGUCUCGAUCUUAGCAAUGAUCAAAUGCGCAAGACCCCACAGGCACUCGUUUUGGCUCCCAGCAGAGAGCUCGCUCGUCAGAUCGAAGGUGUUGUGAAGGUUAUGGGCUCUUUCGUGGAUGGUCUGAUUGUGGCUGCUGCCAUUCCUCAAGAUGCAGCAAGCCGCUCGCGGAAAAUCGAAGCGUCUGUGAUUGUUGGAACUCCCGGCACGGUCAUGGACAUGAUUCGCAAGCGAUCCAUGGACGUCAGGUCCGUCAAAGUCUUGGUGCUCGAUGAAGCAGACAACAUGCUGGAUCAACAAGGUCUCGGUGACCAGUGCAUCCGGGUCAAGUCGAUGCUCCCGAAAAACAUCCAAAUCGUUUUAUUCUCUGCCACAUUCCCGGAAAAUGUCGUCCUAUAUGCCGAAACCUUUGCUCCAGGCGCAAAUCAGUUAACUCUCCAACACAAGGAUUUGACGGUCGAAGGUAUCAAACAGAUCUACCUUGACUGUGACAGUGACGAGGCCAAGUAUGAAAUCUUGGUCAAAUUCUACGGUCUCAUGACGAUCGGCUCGUCCAUUAUCUUUGUCAAGACGCGAGAAACGGCACACAACAUUGAGCGACGAAUGUCUGCUGAAGGCCACAAAGUGGUAUCUCUAACUGGAGGAAUUGAAGGAGCGCAGCGCGACGUCAUCAUAGACUCAUUCCGCAUGGGUCAUGCCAAGGUCCUCAUCACGACCAACGUCCUCGCCCGUGGGAUCGACGUGCAGUCCGUGUCGAUGGUUGUCAACUACGAUGUGCCGGACAGAUUUGUCGGUGGCGGUCGAUACGUCGCAGAUCCUCAAACAUAUCUUCACCGUAUCGGUCGAACUGGUCGAUUUGGACGCGUGGGCGUGGCUGUGACGUUCGUCAGCAGCCGAGACGACUGGCAGAAGCUGAUGGAGAUUCAGAAAUACUUCAACACGCACAUGACCAAGGUCUCUACGGAUGACUGGGACGAGCUUGAGGAGCAGGUGUCAAGGAUCAUCAAGAGCUCAAGAGCGGGUGCCAAUUUUACGGAUGGUGCAAACAUGAAAAUUCAGUCGUGA
Fonsecaea nubica is the source of this 1533-nucleotide messenger RNA. RefSeq lists its product as hypothetical. Gene Ontology annotation, molecular function: RNA helicase activity; ATP binding; RNA binding. Lineage: Eukaryota; Fungi; Ascomycota; Eurotiomycetes; Chaetothyriales; Herpotrichiellaceae. The record is from RefSeq and is a predicted model, not a curated record. Gene Ontology annotation, cellular component: nucleus; cytoplasmic stress granule. The coding region runs from base 1 to 1533 and encodes 510 amino acids. The transcript is spliced from 4 exons. Gene Ontology annotation, biological process: poly(A)+ mRNA export from nucleus.